Molecule: messenger RNA, 13440 nt
Organism: Peromyscus californicus insignis
Lineage: Eukaryota; Metazoa; Chordata; Mammalia; Rodentia; Cricetidae
Gene: Smad2
Product: SMAD family member 2
Exons: 11
Coding region: 175-1578 (467 amino acids)
Biological process (GO): cell differentiation; regulation of transcription by RNA polymerase II; BMP signaling pathway
Cellular component (GO): heteromeric SMAD protein complex
Molecular function (GO): I-SMAD binding; RNA polymerase II cis-regulatory region sequence-specific DNA binding; DNA-binding transcription factor activity, RNA polymerase II-specific
Source: RefSeq, a predicted model, not a curated record
CCCGCGGCGCAGUUCCGCCUGCGCGCGCCCACUCCUCCGGCAGCGCGGAGCCCGUCGGAAGAGGAAGGAACAAAAGGUCCGAGGCUCGGCUCGGACGGGGCGGGACCUGGCGCUGGGUGCAGGAUAUACUUGCCAGGCUGUUUCUGAGUGUGGAUUGUAACCUCUGGUAAGAAGAUGUCGUCCAUCUUGCCGUUCACGCCGCCAGUGGUGAAAAGACUCCUGGGAUGGAAGAAAUCAGCCAGUGGGUCUGGAGGAGCAGGUGGUGGAGAACAGAAUGGACAGGAAGAGAAGUGGUGUGAGAAAGCGGUGAAAAGUCUGGUGAAAAAACUAAAGAAAACAGGACGAUUAGAUGAGCUUGAGAAAGCCAUCACCACUCAGAACUGCAAUACUAAAUGUGUGACCAUACCAAGCACUUGCUCUGAAAUUUGGGGACUGAGUACACCAAACACGGUAGAUCAGUGGGAUACAACAGGCCUUUACAGCUUCUCUGAACAAACCAGGUCUCUUGAUGGUCGUCUUCAGGUUUCGCAUCGGAAAGGGUUGCCACAUGUUAUAUAUUGUCGAUUAUGGCGCUGGCCGGACCUUCACAGUCACCAUGAGCUCAAGGCGAUUGAAAACUGCGAAUAUGCUUUUAAUCUGAAAAAAGAUGAAGUAUGUGUAAAUCCUUACCACUACCAGAGAGUUGAGACACCAGUUUUACCUCCAGUAUUAGUGCCUCGGCACACGGAGAUCCUGACAGAACUGCCGCAUCUGGAUGACUUUACCCACUCCAUUCCAGAAAACACUAACUUCCCAGCAGGAAUUGAGCCACAGAGUAAUUAUAUCCCAGAAACACCACCACCUGGAUAUAUCAGUGAAGAUGGAGAAACAAGUGAUCAACAGUUGAACCAAAGUAUGGACACAGGCUCCCCAGCUGAGCUGUCUCCUACCACUCUCUCGCCUGUCAAUCACAGCUUGGAUUUGCAGCCAGUGACUUACUCGGAACCUGCAUUUUGGUGUUCAAUAGCAUAUUAUGAACUAAACCAGAGGGUUGGAGAGACCUUCCACGCAUCCCAGCCCUCGCUUACUGUAGACGGCUUUACAGAUCCAUCAAACUCAGAGAGGUUCUGCUUAGGACUGCUCUCCAACGUUAACCGGAAUGCUACUGUAGAAAUGACAAGAAGGCAUAUAGGAAGGGGAGUGCGCUUGUAUUACAUAGGCGGGGAAGUGUUUGCUGAGUGCCUGAGUGACAGUGCGAUCUUUGUGCAGAGCCCCAACUGUAACCAGAGGUACGGCUGGCACCCUGCAACAGUAUGCAAAAUUCCACCAGGCUGUAACCUGAAGAUCUUCAACAACCAAGAAUUUGCUGCUCUUCUGGCUCAGUCUGUUAAUCAGGGUUUUGAAGCCGUUUAUCAGCUAACUCGAAUGUGCACCAUAAGAAUGAGUUUUGUGAAGGGGUGGGGAGCAGAAUACCGGAGGCAGACAGUAACAAGUACUCCUUGCUGGAUUGAACUUCAUCUGAAUGGCCCUCUGCAGUGGUUGGACAAAGUAUUAACUCAGAUGGGAUCCCCUUCGGUGCGAUGCUCAAGCAUGUCAUAAAGUCCAGCACCAGUCAAGUCCAUCAAAAGACUUCAUGUAACAACUCUUCUGUCAUAGUAUUUGUGUAUGAUCCCGUGGACUCCUUGCUAUCCAAAAAUUCCAGAGUGAAAACAGCACUUGAGGUCUCAACAGUUAAAGCACCUUGUGGAUUCUGUUUCCUAUGUUUGAAUAUUAGAUGGGAAAAUUAGUGUCUAGAAAUGCCCUCCCCUGAGGGGGAAGAGAAGACUUAAAGACUUAGUGAUGUCUUGCUGGGCAUAAGACAGUGUCCCACAGGUUAUUAAUAACAGUAGUAGUUAUGUGUACAGGUAAUGUAUGGAGACCCAGUAUUGCAGUACUAUGCUGUUUGGAUACAUUUUUAGUGUGCAUACCUGAGGGGUGUGUGUGUAUGCUGCUUCUUGGUCUAGGCAAGCCUUUAUAAAGUCACAGUACCUAAUCUGUUGUCCCCACUUUGCCAUUAUUUUUGUGUCUUUUUUAAUAUAUAAUAUAUAUAUAUAUAUUAAGAUUUUCAAAUUAUCAUUUAGAAGCAGAUUUUCCUUGUAGAAACUAAUUUUUCUGCCUUUUACCAAAAAUAAACAAACUUGGGGGAAGAAAAGCGGAUUAACUUGGAAAUCCUUGACCUUAAUGUAUCCAAUGGAUCUUAGCAAUCGUUCUUUCUGUGUGUGUGUUUAUUUCCUGCUGAAUUUCAUUAGAAGGAAACCUUACUGGAAGCUUCUGGACUCUUCAUCCCAUUUCUGUUCUGAUAUAACACAGUAUAGCAUGAUCUCAUUGUGGAAAACAGUUGCACUGGUGGCUGCUGGAGCAGUUAAUCCUGGGUCCAGUGAGAGUUUUGGGAGAGGAAGUCUUUUGUCUCAGAGCCAGACUUCAGCAGAUGAUAAUGGACUUGUGUAAGCUGUUGGUCUAUUGAUAACUGUCAUCUCCAAACGUGCACAGGUGGCGGUAUAAUUAUUUUCAGGGCUAUUCUAGAAUCACCUCAGUAUGUGUUUCCUUCUUCCAAAGCCAGUCUAAUAAUAAAGGAUCUUUCCGUAAAGGCAGCCGACCUUCUGCCUCCUCUCACUUAACUACCAGAUUGUAUUACAAAACGGACCUUUGGCAAAUGUACUUCAAAUGUACUUGCUUUUGCAAGUACAUAGAGUGACACUGAGAUAUGGUCAGUAGAUAGGGGCCAUCUGUUUUUACAGUGUAUUGUAUGUAAUUUAUAAAUAGAAUGUUCUAUUACCUAAUUUCAAAAUUUUAAUGACUGGGAGCUAAGCCGUUUAUCAAGAUUUGUAGCCUGCAGUUACCUACAGUCUGAGCUGUUCUUGGCCAACCCUGGGUAUGUGGCCACUGACCUUUUCUGCUCUGCACUAAGGAUUCUGGCUGUCCUGCCGCACACAACAGUCAUUCAUGUCCAGUCUUGACUCCCUUCUUGUUUGCAGCUCCGUACAAAUGGAAAAUACUUCCUGAUCUCCUUUUUGUAAAUUUUCAUAUUUUUGCAGACAAAUACCUUUGGUACUUACUCUUUGAAACCAUAAUCACAUGUAUGUACAGGUAUCAUUUUUGAUGCUUUUCAACAUUUGGUUUUCUAUUUGAUAUUUCCCAUUUUCCUAUAUUUGUGUGUGUAUGUAUAUGUUCAUGUAAAUUUGGUAUAGUAAUUUUUUAUUCAAAUAUUUAUUGUUCACCUGUUAAUGUGCCAUGAACUUUAACCUUUGGGUGAAGGUGAACAAGAUAGCUCUAGUUCCUGCCUUUGCUGAGAUAGCAGUUGACUUAACCUGUGCUCAAGUGUCUGUGUAGGAGGUAAACAGGGUACUGUCUAGAGAAUGGCAGACAGGAUGCUUCUGGUAGGACAUUGGGAAGGCAUCUGGGAAAGCGACGCUUGAGCUAACACCUAACCUAGAAGGAAGGAGCCAUGUGAAGAGCUGAGGGAGAUUCAGCACUGCUGGGACAGCAUCAAACCCAAUGGCCCAGGCUUACGGAGACUCACUAUCAGGCAUCAUAAUUCUAUACAUAACUGUACACACCCAAACAUAAAGAUGAUGAUAAUUGGUUGAAGGUGGCACUGCUUUGGGAUAGGCUGCUGGUCAUCUCAAUCUAGUCUGAUCCUCAGAUCUUCGUUGUGGAAAUCUCUUACUUACACCAGGUCAGUGCCACCUUAGCAGCUCUUUUAUGUAAAGAUUCACCAGUAUGGAGAGCUACUGUUUGCUUCUGGACUUGUUGCUGCACACUGAUUAUCACUGCUUCUACUGCCCAUCUUGUGAUAGAGGAAAUGUCCUGAGCAUCAUUGCUUCUGAGCCUGAUGGAGAUAAGCACUGUAAACUGCCCCUCAUUGGAAGUCUUCACAGACUGAAAAGCUUGUGCUGGCUGUCGGGCCAUAGUUGUGGGUGCAGAGGGCAGCUUUGAAAGUAGUGGGAGAGCAUCAGACAUGCUAACAGAGGGGUGCCAACAGUGCACGCAGCUCUGUGGUUUGGGUUCAAGUGUAGGUUUUCUGUACAGUGUGAAAUGGGAUUUUCCCUUGAGACGUCCUGGUGUCACGGAGCAUGGAUGUCACAGUGGAAGCACUCGUGUGAAGUGUUCAGUGGUCAUGUUUGCUUUCCGGUGAAAUGUGUGGGCUUGCAUUACACUUUGUCUACCAUGGCCUAGUUUUUGUUGACUUCCCCCACUUUGGUAGGGCUGGGUUUUGUUCCAGAUGAUACUUGAGACCUCCCUCUUGGUUGAUUUGUCUUGAUUUAAGUUAUCUGCAUUAUUUAGCAUCUCGGCUCCACAGUAAUUUGAAAUUCUUUUUAACCAGAUUAGAAAAUUCAACUGGAUUAGGCCAGUCUUUGGAAUACCACUGAAUUGGGCUCUGAUUUAAAGACGCUUUCCUGCUAGAGUCUGAGCCACACCAGUUAACACUGACUACAUUAUGGUAUACAUUUAGUCAGCCGCAUAGUUUCUGAGGCCUGUUGUUUCCCAGCCACUGUGAUUCUGCGACAGUGGCCUGGCCCUCGAGUUGGGCUUAGUCCUGUGGGAGUUACUGUUGCCUUCAGGGCCUGUCACUUUGCCAGAAGGAAUCUGCGUGUGUUUUCUUGAGAGCUUACUCUUCUAAUUCUGUACUUUUAUCUGUAUUCCAGAUGUGUUUGCAGAUUGUUUAAUAUCUAGGGUGGGUUUUUUUAAUUGUAAACAAUAGGCAGUUUAGUGUAGUAGUCUAGUUGAUUUGUGUUUCAGCUGUCAGAUCCCCUUCAUUUCUUCACCUUCACAUUUGUUGUGCCUUUGUGGUCAGUUCAUCCAGACUGAGGCUCUAAGGGAAAGCAGUCAUUUUAGUAGGCUUUGCUAGUUGAAAUCAAAGAAAGCAGAUGCCCAUUUGGUUUCCCUACCUCUUCCAAGAGCUGCCCACGUGUCCUUAGGACAUUUUUUUUUUCAAAGAUUGUUAAGUACUGGGAAGAGUUAAGGGUCCUUUUUGCUGGAGGGUAGCUGGGCUGGUAAUGGGGUAUAAAGUACCACGAGACAGUCUAGGAUGGCCCUUCCCGCUUGCCCUGUUUGUUCCCUCUGUGCGACUUUCUCAAGUGUCUCUUCACAGGGCCAGCCAAGGGCCUUUCUUACGGUGGCUUAAGGGUUUGGUGACCUGAUACAUCCCUCUCCUUAUUCCUCUCUUCCCGUCUCGUGGGCCACACUUGCUCCACCCCAGGCUCCCUUGAUCCCGCCCUCCGUCACCUGCAGUUGGUUCUUGUGUGUCCUCAUCCCUCGUCCUCCCCUUAGGACUGCACGUCUGCAGGAAGCCAGUAGUCCUUGGUCUGCUGUGCUAAUCGUACAAGUAGCUCUGGAAUUUUGCACCGUUAAAUGUCCUGUGACUGACGAGCAGCAAAUUUUCAGGUAUUGUUUAUUAUAAUUUAGAUGUAACAGCAUCUCAUUCCUGUUUGGGGGCAUUCUGAAGUGUCAGUUUUAGUACAAUCGGUGAUGAUGGUGUGUGGUCUUCAGAGAGACAGAUCCCUGCUGUUGGGGCCUUUUCUUUUUCCAAGUCUCCUUGAUUGUUUUAUUUGUUCAGACUGCCUUUUGUCUGAGGAGAUUGAGGGACAGGUUAUUUCUUGGAAUGUAAUUUAUGUACUUGCAGCCAGAAAAUACUGAGUUAAUCUCAUGAAUGCUGCUGUGAUAAGACCUGGUUUCAUGUUUGUGUGACUUCUUGAGUAGAGAUUUUUAUCUUGGACAGUAUAGCUAGCUUAUAUGUAUAUGAGAGCUGCCUCAAACCUUUUAAGUUUUCAUGUAUAUGUAUGAAUGUAUACACACAUAUACCCUCAGAAAAACUAACAGUGGUGUCAUCUUAACAAUGAUGAGUGGUUACAUUGUUUAAAUCUCAGAUCCCAGUAAAGACAUUCCUCAUUUGCUUAUAGACAUUAUUCUCUAUUAUCCAUUAUGACUCAGUCAGUGUAUUUAAAAUGAAGUCUACCACAGUCCAAUUUGACAGUUCAGCUGGAAUGCUGAUGUUUAGUUUCUGUGGUAAAAAUCAUGAGAAGUUCAUUACCACCAAUAAAGCUUUCUUAGUCCUCUUCCCUAACCUUUACACCCAGUGCUGAGGGUUGACUUUGGAAUAAUGUGGCAGCUUGUUCUUCAUUUGUUUCUCCCAUGAGACUGCUGCUGCAGAGACAGGAAGUAUCACCACGAGGUCAAGCUCCCUGUACCUAGUGCUCGCCUAAAUGAAGGUAGUUCAGGCCUGACUGUCUAGCCUGUGGUCAAUAGAAGUGAUUUUCUAAGGCUUCUGGGCCUCUGUAUACUAACACCUCAGUGUUCCUUGGCUUGCUCCUGUGAGUCAUAGAGUGGACCCAGAGUCUCACAAAUGCUUGAGAUGUAGGACCCCUGGGAAGAAAGGAUAAUAGAGGUGAGAUGGGUUCAUUAAUUCUAUACAUGGGAUGAUGAAAUUUUUUUUAUUUUGUUUUGUUUUCUUUGUUUUGAGAAAAAAUGACCUGCCUUCCUUUUUUUUCUUUUUUAAAAUUUUUUUGAUGAUUUAUUUUUGUUUCAUGUACAUUGGUUUGCCUGUAUGAGGGUGUUGGAUCCCUUGGAACUGGACUGGAGUUACAGACAGUUGUGAGCUGCCAUGUGGGUGCUGGGAAUUGAACUCAGGUCCUCUGCAAGAGCAGCCAGUGCUCUUAGCCACUGAGCCAUCUCUCCAGCCCCCUACCUUCUGCCUUCUUUUAAAAAUUUCUGGUUCACUAUUUUUGGGUGGAAGAUAAGAAUUUGCUCCCCAGUUCUGACUUACAAUAAUCAUUCAGCAGUCAAAUCCACAACAUAAUUAUUUAAGAACAAAUGUAAAGCUUUAGAGUUAUGGAAAACACACGGAUGGUUCCACUUCCCUUCCAGCUGUGGCUUUAAGGUCCUGGCUGGUUACAGUGCUGGUCACUAGAUGACGUCCAUUAAUGAAGGCUGUGUUAAGUUGGGCCCUUUGCAGUGUUGUAGCAGAGGGUUGGCUUUGGGAGCAUUUUGUCUGUGGGAUGGAAGCUUACAGAAGUCUUCUUCCUGGGGAAAGUCCCUAAGAAAAUGUCUCUCUGCCACUCUCAGUGUUGACAUCUGUGGACUGAUGUGGCUUAGAAACAGGCUGCAGAGGGACAGUGCUUGGGUGGUGCAUGUUGAUCCUCCCCUCAGGAGUGUAGUUUACAGAUAGUGGUUUCAGUCAGGAGAAUAAUUAAAUGUAGCAUUUAGGUAACAUGCAUGAAUUCUUAAUUUAAAAGUAACCAAUUUUUGGAAGACACCGGAUUCAGCCUCUGGCCUGUGAAUUACCCGUCUGUGUGUACACAUACAUAUCCAGCCUAUUUCUUGGCAAAAUGCAGAUUGGGCACACACUUGACCAGCUUUACCUCAGACUCCAGUUAUGCUUUUCUUGACCCUAAUGUUUAAGGCAUAAGUGUUGGACUCUUUGUUUUUUCAUUGGUGGCAGCGAUCUAUAAAACGCAAAACUUUGUAGUGGGCUAAACCAAGAGAACCCACAGUGACUGGGGCUGCAGCUCUGCAGGAAGCCAAAUCAGAAAGCACGGAGAGUGCUGAUGCUCCCUGCCCCCAGGGCCAAGUUUCCCAAGAGCACAGUACACGCAGUGUCACUAGAUCUUUGCUAAUGCUCUCCGUUGGCUGUCUUCAUCUAUGAAACAAGAAUGUGGGGAUGGCUGGCCUUGAAGGUUUUCACAUUUUAAAAGGAUAGAAGAAGAUAGAAGAAACUGGAACAUUCAUUUAGCUCAGAAAAUCUCAGCAUAUGAUAAGACACUGUGUAACUGGACAGGACAGGAGACUCAGGACGUCUUGUCUGAAAGUGAGUCUCAAGAGUAUAAAGUCCAAUGCACUACUGCUCGGUGUUAACUGGCCCUGAGGUAGUUCUGCGCUUCCAGCAGUUAGCCAGUUUGGAGGAAGUAGCCUUUAGCAAGAGAACCAAAAGCCUCAUGUCCUUACGGAGGAGCCUUAUGUACUUGGAAAGUCUUUUCUCCAGGCGUGCUAAGGAAAGACGACCAGCCCUGCCAUGCCCAGACAACUGUGCCGGAUGUGCAAGGCUCAGUGCUAGACCAAAGUAAGCCCCAGGGGUCCUGGGAAGAGUCGUCCACUGUAGGUAUCCUCAGGAUUUAUUCUCAUAUCAAUGUCAUUAUAAUUGAUACUGCAGUGGGUUGCCUCAUGACUGUCAGUAUUUCCAGGAUUGACUUAUGUGCCCUCUAAUUGCUUAUUACUGUGAAUGCAAUCUAAGAUUUCCAAUAAAUAACAAAAGUAGCAAACAGAGUUGGUUGGAAAAGAGAAAUGGAAACAAAAAUGGAAAGAGGCAACUAGAUAGCUAUGGAUCUUGUGUCCUUAUGAGGUGUAAUGUGGAAACAAUGUGAGUAUAGAUUUCCUCUCAUAAGAGAAACAGCUUGGGCUAUUUCCCAGUCUGUCCUGCUCAAGAAGCCAGAAUGUGAUACUGUGUUUCUUUUUGGUGAAUGUUGUCUUAAAAUUACUUAAAUGUGUCAGCCAGAAGCAGGUGAAAUAAUCAGUGUCCUGACAGAGUUUUGCUCUCAAGUCUUACGUCCUCCUACUCUCGAGGUGCUUGCCAGCUAGACUGAGCGUGGGGUCAAGGGUUUUUUAAAACGCCGUGGACUUGGUGAUGUAGUAUGGCCGACGUGACUCCUGUGCUGUUUUCUGGUGACCCUCCGUGGCUGAUGUCUGCGCACUGUGAUGGAGAUGUUACGUGUGUUACUUGUAAGCCUUCUCUUAACAUUGUCAGGCAAUGGCGUGGGGUUGUUUUUUUAACUGAACCAUGAGCUAAGGCUUUAUUACAGGUGGUUUCAAGUUAAAAUUGUGAAAUACUUACUUCCCAUCCACACCAAAUAUUUAGUCUAUUUAAUGUAUUAAAGAAAUAGUUCUGCUUAAGAAAAUGUUGCCUAAAUGUUCUGUGAUUCUGGUCCGUGUUUAUCCAGCUCUGUGCAUUCCCUUUCUGCCUUUGCUCUCUACCUGUGUGAACAGUACUGUUGCCAUUGGAAGGUGGUCAAUUUUCCUAGCAUUAAAAGAAACAUUGGAGUUAUUUUCCAUAUCAUGGGAUCAGAUUUGUUUUGAUUUUAGUAUAAGGUAGUCUUUUUUUCUGAGGUGAUUACAUUUGGUAUCUACUGUCUAAAUUAUGUGAAUACAAAAAAGUGUGGAUUUUACAUAUGCAGGUAUGAUCUUAAGAAUAUGUGUGUGUAUAUAUUUUUUUUAAUUGUGACACAAAAAAACUUACCUUGUCCCUUUCUCAAAGAGGUUGACCCUGUUUACCCAAAACACACUGCACAGUACUAGUUACACAUUUUAAUUUCAGUAUGCCUGUGGCAAAUUAGUGAUCAUAGGUAACAUUUACAUUUUAAACAAAAAUGGUGAAAUUCAAGUUCACCCUGAAAGUACAAUUAACCACAAAAAAAAAACCCAUAACUCUGUGCGUGCGUGCGUGCGUGUGUGUGUGUGUGUGUGUGUGUGUGUGUGUGCGCGCGCGUGCGCGCGCGCACACACACUUGAGUUUUUUUUUUUUUUUUUUCGUUUUUCGAGACAGGGUUUCUCUGUGCAGCUUUGCGCCUUUCCUGGGACUCGCUUAGUAGCCCAGGCUGGCCUCGAACUCACAGAGAUCCACCUGGCUCUGCCUCCCGAGUGCUGGGAUUAAAGUUGUUUUGUUUUUUUAAGACCUCCCUCCUUGAGAAGUACUAGAGAUCCUAAUCUUAUAUCAUGAUAAUCAUAAAAUAAUUGAGAAGCAUUCUGGUUGAGCCAUACUUCCGAUGGCUGAGUCUGUAUUUUCCUGUCUUGUGGACACUCUGCAAGUCAUUUUAACCAUACUUCAAAUCAAGAAAAAGAACCUGAAAAGCUGAGGUGCACAACCCUAUUUGGCAUUGAACAGCAUUAAUAUAGUUUAACCCUUUUUUAUUGGGAGAAAAACUUACACUGGUUUACUAUUAAAAUUGCUGUAGUCACCGGGCAACGGUGGCGCACGCCUUUAAUCCCAGCACUUGGGAGGCAGAGGGAGCCUGGUCUACAUGAAACCCAGGACAAGCACCGAAACUACACACAGAAACCCUGUCUCGGGGUGGGGGUGGGGGGAUUGCUGUAGCAUCUAACUAGUAACAGUGUAAAGACACUUGCUAACCUUCUUGCUGCAGCAACUCUUGAGGUAACUUGACUGUGGAGUGACCCUCCCAACCUUAGGCUCCCUGGUGACUGCUGGUUCCCUGGAGACUAUGUGGCGGUGUUGUGUAUGAAGGGGCCCGAGAACAUGGAGAACCAUUAAGCUAUAUAUUUGGGUGCUUCCUGCUUGUACAUCCCUCUUUCCGCCGUGUAAAUUGAAUUCCUUUAGUACAGGAAGCAGAAGUAUGUAUAGGUUGAUGUCAUCUGGUGAAACUUUUGUUGAAUACUACACAUGUCCAAGAAUACUACACAUGUCCAAGAAUACUACACAGUCCAAGACUGCCUUAGCUGUUAGGCAUAUACUGGGGGGGCUGGCAAGAAGACUCAAUAGGUAACGGCCUCUCCUGUGCAAACUUAGACCUGAACUCAGUCCGUCCCCCAAACUCACAUAAAGGUGAAAACUGACUACAGUUGUCCCCUGACUUCCACAGGUGCCCACACUUAGACACACAGAGAUAAGAACUUAGGAGCACUGCGGUUUUCCCCCUUCCCUUCCACCGUUCCUCCAGGCUCCUUCCCAUCAUCUCAUGAGCUCCAUAAACUCCUCCUAAAAUUGAGAAGGUCACAGAUAGGAAUCUCUUCUUCAGUGGAAUCUCUUCUUCAGUGUGGAUAUUUGUAAAAAUCCUUUAACUGACCAUUUUGUUGAAAAAAGGUUCAUGCUACAUUGCACAUAUUAGGACUAUAGUAUUUGCAUUCUUAAACACAUUUAAUAGACGUCAAGGUCAUUGAGUCUGGCUUCAAGUAGUAAGUUCAAGGGUAAGUCAAUAAUAGACCAAGCAUUUUCCUGGUGAAGCUUGGGGGGUAGAAUGUUACCAUAAUAGUAAAUAGAAUUUGAGAUUGUAACCUGGCCGGUGGUUUUAGUUUUUUGUUUUGACUCUCUCUGCCUCAUAAUACUGUUUAUUACUAUAAAAGUUGUAAAAUUGAAAAGAAAUGUGAUCCCAGAGCAAAGAAAAGGUGUUUCUGAACAACACAUGGUUCAGGAAGUAGAUUGUGAGUGCAUUGUUAAGGAUUCAUCCAGUUUAGGGAGUGACUUGGAGUUGGUCAGCAUGAGGUCUUGGAACAAACCUUGUGCGGGUAACCAUGCAAGAAACCCAGACAUUACUUACUAAGUGGCCAUCGGAGGUGCUGAGCACAAGACUAAGGACCACAAGCUACCAUAAAGACCACAUCUGAUAACAGUCUAGGUGCCUGGAGAUAAACGCCACAGAUGGCUCGUGUUUGUGAGCUGAGACUGCUGCUGAGCAGUCAGGAACAUGACCAUGAGGGACGUCAGCUGGGGAUGGGGCACUCUGGGGUGCAAUAUGCUACAUUACGCCUGUAGCCUCUAUGCGUGUGAAAGUGCUGAUUGUUGAUUUGCAUGGCUGACAUGUGUUAGGGACUCUGAGAUUGAGUGCUGCCUGUGGGUUUGAAAGUGGCAAAUUGCCAGUCUUGAACCAGUUGCCUAACAGCAGUUUGCUAUGGAGGCCAUGCUUGGUGGACUUCAGCUUGAGGUUUCUGUCCUCUGCUUUAAAACGUAAGUUUCACCAGAGAUCUUGUCUCUGUUGGCUUGUUAUUGGCAGUAUUUAAUCACACUGCAUCAUGUAAAUGACAUGUUUGUACAAAUGACUCACUUUUAAUGGUUAAUUGCAUAAAAGUGGGCUAAAAUGGAAAAGUGAAAAUUAAAAUGAGCCCAUUUACCAUUGGAAUAAAGUGUUUCAGUAGGAAUGUCUCGCUUGCCAGUUUCUGUUGGAAGUUUUACUCAAGAGCCUUACCUAGUUACUUUAUUUCAACUUUGAAGCCAGGCUCUUGUGUAUGGCAUUUUAGAACACUCUUGGUCAUCUAUGAACACAUUCUGUAAGGAACUGAAUUUUGCAGAAUUAAUUGAAUGCUUUCAUCUGUAACAGAAUUAGUGGCCUGUAAACCACUGUGGUUUCUUGCAAUGCUCUGCAGUUGUUAAAGGAGGAACUUUAUUACAGGCUACCUGCUAAGGGGAGCAAGAGGCAUAGAAAAAUACUAUUUCCAAAGUGAAAAAUCACUGAUAAUGUUACAAAAUUUUAAUUUUUAAUUACAGCAUUUUAUCCCCCAUCCUGUUAUUCUAUUUCCCCACUAUUUAAGGUUUAAAUGAAACAAAAUACAGGUGAAUAAAGUUAACUAGACUUUGGAGAACUAAAUUUUGGUGCUCAGCAUUUGUAGCAAUUUAUGCAUAGCAUGGUACAGUUUUAUUUGCCAGAAUGUCAACCUCCUUCUCUGUCCUGCUUCCACUUUUUUACAGUUGUUCCUACCCCCCUGUAAUUAAACCCUUAGAAAAACCCAUUACUAUAAAAUAACAUAAUUGCUGAUACUUGCCAAGUACAGAAAUGUCAGGAGAGUGAGAUUACCAUCAAAAGUGAACGGGUGUUUGUGUGUCCAGAACUUUUCCAGUUUAUGUCUGACAAUUCAACAGUGCAUGGUGUGCCUUUACUCAAACCCUCGUGGCCACUGAGGGUAGCAGUUCUUCAUAUGCCUAAUACAAUCAGUGACUGGUUGGAAAGGUUUGAACAUAAAGCCCUUCAAGUUUAUGGGUCUUGGUGGGAGGAUCUGUAUGAUUUACAAAUGUUCUGAGUGUUUCUCAACAGAAACAGAAGCAUCUAAAGGCUGUUUAACCAAGAACACAGGAUGGAAUGCUUGAAGAAAAUCAUGCUGUAAUGAUCACUAUCUUCGAUGAUUGUGCAAAUCACAACAGCCUUCAGAGCUUUAGAAUAUUGUGAUAGUUGAAGUGUGGUCCUGAUUAGUCUUAAUAAAAUCCUGGAGUCAGAUACUGAGGGUGAAAGCUGAAAGACCAGAGAAGCAGAGCAGCAGCCACCAGAAACUUCUUACCUCUCCCAAUGCUCAGACUGAAUGGGGCCUCCUGUCUCUACGAACCCUCAGACUGAAUGGGGGCGAGAUCCUGACUCCACCUCCCAAUUGUGCUGGGAUUAAAGGUGUGCACCACUACCACCUGGUUUCUCUUUUAGACUGGUUCAAUCUCGUGAAGCCCGGGGUGGCCUUGAACUCCUGAUCUUCCUGCUUCCUUCUUCCAAAUUCUGGGAUUAAAGAUGUGUGCCGCCACUGCCUGGCCUCUAUGGUUAUCUAGUGGCUAGCUCUGCCCUCUGAUCUCCAGGCAAGCUUUACUUGUCAGAACACAAAAUAUCGUACAACAGGUAGUUGUAAGCCUUGGUUGUCAUUUCCAUGUAGUUUGAAAAGAAACUUAGGAUCAGGGGUCUGAUUGUGCCUAUUUCUGUGAUUAAAUCAUUUCAUUACUGUCUUCAA